AUGACCAAACAACCAACAACUCCCUCGCCCGAGAGGCAUGAAGAAGAGCCCGAGACCGCAAAGCCAGCGAGGCCGGUACGCAAAGCUGCCCGACGGACACGGUCAGCCAACACCAGUCCCCGCACUCUGGAGAAGAAAGCGACCUCACGCGGAAAGCCGAGUUUGGACCAGGUCGCCGAAGCGCAGGAGGCUGGUCAGAGUGCGUAUCCGACACCGAGGAAGACGCCGAGGAGGAUUGUCGUGCAUGAUGAACUUCCUCCGGCCGAGGGGUCGCGCAAGAACGACGGACUGAUCUUGCUGCUUCGUGUUAUGGAAGAGGCGGAAGAGAGCGAUAGUGACAGGGAUAGUGACCGCGGUGAUGGCGCAUCAAGGCUCCGUGCGGGCUACCAACAGGAAGGGUUUCUGAUCUAA
Messenger RNA from Cryptococcus wingfieldii CBS 7118, 411 nucleotides. RefSeq lists its product as hypothetical. The transcript is spliced from 3 exons. Bases 1 to 411 code for a protein of 136 amino acids. Lineage: Eukaryota; Fungi; Basidiomycota; Tremellomycetes; Tremellales; Cryptococcaceae. The record is from RefSeq and is a predicted model, not a curated record.